Messenger RNA from Fonsecaea pedrosoi CBS 271.37, 969 nucleotides. RefSeq lists its product as uncharacterized. Gene Ontology annotation, cellular component: chromatin; nucleus. Gene Ontology annotation, molecular function: histone binding; chromatin binding. The coding region runs from base 1 to 969 and encodes 322 amino acids. Gene Ontology annotation, biological process: nucleosome assembly. The transcript has 2 exons. Lineage: Eukaryota; Fungi; Ascomycota; Eurotiomycetes; Chaetothyriales; Herpotrichiellaceae. The record is from RefSeq and is a predicted model, not a curated record.
AUGGCGGUGCCUAUCGAUGAUCUCACGGCAAUUUUCAAGGACCUUGGAGCUCUAGAGCGGGAAUUUGCCGAGGUCGAGCUCGAUGCCUUGCGAAGAAAAGAAUAUUCCUUACGAACCCUGUACACCAAAAGGGAAGCUCUAUUUAAGAAGAUCCCAAACUUCUGGCCAACCGUGUUUGGCUUCGGACCUGAAGACAUCCGACGAUUCUUCGCUCCAGACGACCUUCCUCUACUUGCUUCUAUCGAGUCCGUGUCCGUCGACCGGUACGAGAUCCAAUCCGAAACCGAAGGCGAACCUCGCAGCAUUCGAUUUACCUUCCACUUUGCCCCCAAUGAAUUCAUGGAGAAUACGACUCUUAUCAAGGAGUUUGAAUUUCAUCCCUCUGGAGAUGGACCGGGUAACCUAAUCUCGACGCCGGUUCCGAUUAAAUGGAAGGGGAAGAAGAAGGACCCAACACGCGGUCUCCUCGAUGCCGCCGUUCAACUGUACAAUGCAGAAGAAGCGCUGAAGCUCAAGCAAGGUGACAAGGUCGUUGAUAUCGUGGAUCGAGAGGCGCUGUGGCAAUAUGAGAAACUCCGAGAAACGCUAGUUCAGUUUGAGGAAGAUGAAGGCGACAUUCACCAACCAAGCUUCUUCUCUUGGUUCGGUUUCAGGGGCGCGGUCAACGCUGCGAAUGUCAAAAAACCAGCUGAGACAGAGACUGGGUCCCAGAAUGAGGAGGAUGACGCCAACGAGGACGAGCUCGAAGAGCUACUGGACGUCGAGAUUUUCCCUGCUGGGGACGAAGUAGCUACCGCUUUGGUAGAGGACCUCUGGCCAAAUGCCAUGGACUAUUUCCUGUCGGCUAACAGCCAAGAUGACGAGUCUGACGAUGACGAUGAUGAGGAUGAAGAUGACGACGAAGCUCCGCAGUUGGUGUUGGCAGAGGAAGAUGACGACAGGCCGCGCAAGAGGGCGCGUAGGGGUUGA